CCUCUUUCUCUCUCAGAUCACUACCAUCUCCAGCUCGAUUUCUAAUUCAUCCGUCAUGACCUCACAAGCUUGUAUUCCUAUUCAUAAAAAGCUCAAAGAUCUUUGUAAGCAUCAUGUUGAUGGAUUCUCUGCUGUUCUAGUUCACAAGAAGAAUAUAUUCAAGGGAUUACAUUGGACUAGUGUUGUUGUGGAAUUGAAAUUGAAUUGCUUUGUUUUGAGAUAUUUCACCAUCUUCGUCAAACGUACCCAGAACCAACAGCUUACCUCGGCAUCUGAUGACAUUUUUUUGAUUUUGCAAUCUGGAUUAGCUAAGAUCAGAAGUCAUUUGCAUAUGAAUCGUCUCUGCUCACCAAAGCAAGGACAUGUUUAGAGUAUAGUGGCGAAUGUGUCUUUUCUAAUUCAACCGGAGAGCUUAUUCAAAUCUAUAACUUGUUUCGUAUAGUCAGUCCCAAUUGAGAAUUUGUGAAAGCUGCUGCCUUCUGAGUCUUGCAAUUGAGCAUUCUAGUUCUGGAUUAGUUUGAGUUUGUGUGAUUGUUAACCGCAGGACAAGAAGUGGAGUAUAGACUGUGGGAUCAUUAACAAUUUUUAAGGAAUGUCUCAUGUUGUGUGCUUGUCAUCUCUCUAAGGACGCUGCUUUUAUUAGGUGAGUUUUUUUCCUUCUCUACAGCUCUGAAUCUCAGGCUUUCAUGCGAUAAAUGGCAAUUGGAAAC
Messenger RNA from Arabidopsis arenosa, 710 nucleotides. The record is from the annotation of a GenBank genome assembly. NCBI's taxonomy places the organism in Eukaryota, Viridiplantae, Streptophyta, Magnoliopsida, Brassicales, Brassicaceae.